Brenthis ino (lesser marbled fritillary) is the source of this 708-nucleotide messenger RNA. The record is from the annotation of a GenBank genome assembly. NCBI's taxonomy places the organism in Eukaryota, Metazoa, Arthropoda, Insecta, Lepidoptera, Nymphalidae.
AUGAUAGGAUUGAAGGAUAAAUAUAACAUAUGUAGAAACAGUUAUGAAGAGACGCGCCAAGUAUUGCAAAUCAUAUUGGAACGGGUGUAUACUCCAUGUUUGGAGAAUGUUCCAGAAUAUUUCGAACACUCUACUCGUGUCAUGAUAGAGGGAAUGAGCUACAUAUUAAAGGCUCUAGAAUCUUCAUCAAUGACCUAUUUGGUUAGAUACCUAUCUGAUGUCCCUGGAUAUAUAUAUACGGAGGAAGAUAGACAUAUUUUUCAAAAUAAGCUAAAAAAGAUAUUGAAAGGGCGGUCAGAACAUACAGGAGUGUAUGCAUCUGAAUUAAUGGAGAAGUGCCUUAUACAAUCUGCAGUGCCAAGACAACAAAACGUCUUUUAUCUUCGUGACUACGAUUCUGUAGAUAUUGCACCAGCUUAUAAAAAUCUUCCAUUUAUAGGAAAAUACAAAAUUGCAUUCAAUAAUAUCGUCGUAAGCUUGUAUUCAACUUAUUAUGGCAGAAUGUUUUUUAAUUGUUAUCAUAAAUGGUCUAUUUUUGUCGCAACUUAUAUUCCAUAUCUUGCUAUGUGGAAAUUCGGCAUAAGAAAUGCGUUUGUAAAUGCUUUUCAAGAAGACCCAGUUGAUGAUAUGACUCCUAAAUUAAAUUCAGAAUAUUAUAAGCCAGAACCUCCAAAGCCAUGGUACAAAUUAUUGUAUGAUAUUUUCUGG